Messenger RNA from Spirometra erinaceieuropaei, 4988 nucleotides. The record is from the annotation of a GenBank genome assembly. Lineage: Eukaryota; Metazoa; Platyhelminthes; Cestoda; Diphyllobothriidea; Diphyllobothriidae.
AUGGACAACUUUCCACCGGAAGUGCAGCAUAUUUUGGCACCCGCCUUCAGCAUACUUUCGGCCACGCAACUUAAUCAGAUGGCUGAUCGGUUUAUGAAGAUGCACGAUUUUUUCAAUCCAUCCAUUGCAGCACUCUCAACUCCCUCAUCUCCUCCUGCGUCUCCCAUUUCGCAGUUGGAGAUCGAGCUCAGCAAGCUGGCCAAUCAUCCAGAUCCUGAAGUUCUGCCUCAAGGCGUACUUUACAUUCGACGGAACAAUCUACGAGCCGGUGAAGGGAACGCCAAUGGGUUCGCCGAUUUCGGGACUCAUAGCCGAGGCGAUCCUUCAACAGCUGGAGUCGCUGGUUUUCCGACACCACAGACCGAAAUUCUGGGCUCGGUAUGUGGAUGACACCUUCGUCGUCAUCGAACGGGAUCAGGUGCUGACUUUCAAAGAACAAUUCAACGCCGUCUUCCCGUACAUCCAAUUUACGAUGGAGGAGGAGGAAAACAAUCAGCUGGCCUUCGUGGAUGUCCUCGUCUGCCGCAAAGAUUGUGGUGGCCUAAAAACCAAAGUGUUCAGGAAAGCGACAAAUACGACGCAAAUACUGAACUUCAAUAGCAACCACCCGAUCAGUCACAAACGCAGUUGCGUAAGGGCGCUAUACCGGCGCGUUGAGACGCACUGCAGUGAAAUGGAAGACAAGGUUGCUGAAUUACAAUAUCUUCGACGGGUAAUGAGAGCCAAUGGCUACCCGAGCAACUUUGUCAACCAGUGCAUACGAGAAGGACACCAAAGACCAAAUCCAACUAGCCCCAAAUAUUGGCGGGCUCUUCCGUACGUGAAGAACGUCUCGGAAGCCGUCAGUCGUCUUCUCACUCCACUUGGAGUUGGGGUUGCACACAGGCCGGAAGCAACCAUUAGGCGCCAAGUAAUGAGGCCAAAAGACCCGCUGCCACGGCAGGAAACGUCUGGAGUCGUUUACCGGAUCUGGUGUAGUUGCGGACAAAACAAUUAUGUCGGAGAAACUGGGAGAUUACUCCGUAUGCGACUUGCCGAGCACGCAGCAGCAGUGAGGCGGGGAGACGCUAACUCUCAAGUGGCGGCACACUCGACGGGACUCGGCCAUAUUUUCAAAUUUUAAGAGGCCGAAAUCCUCGCAAGGGGUGACAACCGCGUGAGCCGCGAGCUGCUCGAGUCAUGAUUCUCAGGCCUGCAAUCCAUCAACAAACACAAUGACCUCCCGGUACCCUAUUCCGUAUUGCGAUUUUACCUGGACAGGAGAAUCAGUCACGUGGGGAGGGCGCGGGUGAGCAAUUAUCACGGUGACAGGGGGCCAGUUUGCCGAGCAAUCUUCACACCAGCAUCGAGCACGGAUGACGAAAUCGCGGCAAUUAGCAACUCGGACUCGGACCGCCAAGCCACCGUCGCAUCGAUUACGACCCCAGCGGCGAUUGCGAGAACUGUUAAUUGCAGUGCGCAUACGGUCCCACGGCAGCCACGUGCCAUAAAUACUGCACUCCUGGUGCCACCUUCAACUCUAUCUGCGAAUGUCUCUGAUGAUGGAUUCGAGUGAGAAUCCGAAACGUCAGGCAAAUAAACCUCUUGUUCCAGUGAUCGCAUCUUCAUCUUCUGAAGCUGGCCGAUGAUAUAGCUUCAGUCCAGAAGCAGGCAGUUUCUACCUCAUCUCGAGGCCAACCGAAGCCGUCCACCCCGCAUCUCCAGUCUUCAUAUUCAGCCUGUCCUAACGCACCUGCCAUCUGCUGGUACCACACCACCUUUGGUGUUAAAGCCCGUCGCUGCUUCUCCCCUUGCUCCUUCACCUCCAAGCAGAGCAAACGGGUAAAACCGGUCAGCCCGAAGGUCUGGCAGCCAAACUUCCCGGCAGCUCUAACCCUGGUCGCACAUUUUACGUCCGCGACACCAGGAGUGGCAGACGUUUCUUGGUUGACACUGGUGCCCAGCUAAGUGUCAUUUCACCCACACCAGCUGAUCGUCGGUGCCCCAAUCCCGGUCUUUUUCUACAGGCCGUCAACACAUCGACAAUUACCACAUUUGGCACCUGCACCCUCUCUCUGGCCAUCGGUCUCCGGCGUCUCUUCCUUUGGGUCUUCGUCGUUGCUGACAUCCCCUGUGCAAUUCUCGGUGCAGAUUUCCUCGCCGCUUUCGAUCUUCUGGUCGACUGCCGUCAGUCACGUCUACACGACAAGACCACCAACCUCACUGGUGACCCUGAACCCGACAAUCCAUUUCGGCAACUCCUCGCCAAAUACCCCGGCCUCACUCGUCCCAACUUCAACGUUUCUAUUCCUCCACAUGACGUUGUUCAUCACAUUCGGACCACCGGCCCUCCCGUGUUUUCUCGCCCCCACCGUCUCGCGCCUACACGUCUUGCUGCCGCCAAGGCCGAAUUCGACCACAUGCUUCAAAUGGGCAUUAUCCGUCAGUCUGAAAGCCCAUGGGCCUCACCCCUCCACAUGGUCCCAAGGGCCGCCACUGGUAAUUGUCGCCCCUGCGGUGUUCACAGGGUCCUGGACAACGUUACUGUCCCGGACCGCUACCCUGUCCCACAUCUUCAGGAUUUUGCCGGUGCCCUAUUCGGCAAGUCUGUAUUCUCGAAGAUCGACCUGAUCCGUGCUUUCCACCAAAUUCCCGUAGCCCCAGAGGACGUUUCGAAGACGGCCGUUACCACCCCCUUUGGCCUCUUUGAGUUCCUGCGCAUGCCGUUUGGACUUCGCAACGCCUCCCAGACCUUCAAAAGGUUUGUAGAUAGAGUGCUUCGCGGCCUACCAUUUGUCUAGGCCUAUAUCGACGACCUUCAGGUAGCCAGCUCCACCACCGAAGAACACAUGGAACAUCUUACAACGGUGUUUGACCGACUUCAACAAUUUGGCGUUGUUCUCAACCCGUCCAAGUGCGUCUUCGGUGUGCCCUCCCUAGAAUUUCUCGGCCAUCUGGUCGACUCCCACGGCAUUCGGCCUCUUCCCUCAAAGUUUGCCGCCAUUCGGGACUUUCCACCCCCCACCUCGAAGCGUAAGUUGCAACGGUUGCUUGGUAUGGUGAACUUUUAUCGCCAGUUCCUACCGAACUGUGCUGAUCUCAUUUUGCCGCUCACUAACGUGCUUUCUGGUCCCACAGGUCCCCUCGAGCUGACUGGUGAAGCACUGACUGCUUUUGAGAGAAUCAAGAAUUCUCUUGUUGAUGCCACCUUACUCACAGAUCCCGCUCCCGAAGCUCAGCUGUCUCUGAUGGUGGAUGCUUCGACCGUAGCUGUAGGUGCAGUCCUUCAACAACACCUUGCUAGUUCGACUCAACCACUUGCCUUUUUCUCCAAAAUCCUCUUACCAGCUGAGACACGCUACAGUACCUUUGGCCGUGAACUACUUGCCAUUUACCUGGCUGUGAAGGAUUUCCGGCAUUCCCUUGAAGGUCGUGACUUCACCGUUUUCACUGACCACAAACCGUUGACGUUUGCACUUCGUUCCCACACUGACAAACUAAACCCCCGGGAAAUCCGACAACUGGACUACAUCUCACAGUUUACCUCAGACAUCGGCCACAUCGACGGGUCACGCAAUGAGGUGGCUGACGCACUGUUCAGGCCCUCCAUUGCUCAUCUUCAUCUUUCACCCGGGAUAGACCUCGCUGAGAUGGCCGCUGAACAACGCCCUGUCGGUCCACCCUGUGAUGAGGAUGUUUCCGGACUCCAACUUCAGGAACUACCACUGACAACUGGCAACGGCACCAUCUUAUGCGACGUAUCCAACCCUUUCCAUCGUCCAUUUGUGCCACCAUCCCUCCGCCGUAAAGUUUUCUCCUCCCUGCACAAUCUGUCUCACCCUGGGAGUCGAACAACCGACAAGCUGGUUUUCGACCGCUUCGUCUGGCCUGGUAUGCACAAGGACCUCAAGGCAUGGACACGGGCUUGUAUCGCCUGUCAACGAAGCAAGAUCCAGCGGCACAACAAGGCCCCCAUUGGCACCUUCCCUGGCCCUGGUGCAAGGUUCAGCCACGUUUACCUGGACAUUGUAGGCCCCCUGCCUCUGUCCAAUGGUUGUUCCUAUCUCCUCACCUGUGUGGAUCGGUUCACUCGGUGGCCUGAAGCAAUUCCCCUGCCUGAAAUUGCUGCUCCAACGGUGGUCCAGGCUUUCCUCAGUCGUUGGGUUGCUAUCUUUGGUGCACCCUCCACAAUCAUGACUGACCGUGGUGCCCCGUUUGAGUAUAAUCUCUUCCAGUCCUUACUCUCCUAUUUAGGCUGUACUCGCAUCCGCACAACAGCCUAUCAUCCGGCAGCCAACGGGAUGGUCGAGCGGUUCCAUCGCCAGCUGAACGCCUCCGUACGCGCCGCGGCCGAUCCGGAGAACUGGACGAACCACCUUCCCCUGGUCCUCUUGGGCAUCCGCUCCGCUCUCAAGUCGGACCUUGACUGUUCCGCAGCUGAACUGGUGUUCGGCGCCACCGUCCGACUCCCCGGUGAGAUGAUCUAGCCAACCCCGCGAGGUGCAGUUGAGGAUCCCACCAACCUCCUGCAUCGCCUCCGGCAGUUUAUGCGGACACUUUCUCCGGUUCCUCCCAGGUCCUCCGCCUCUCCGUCUUAUCUCGAGAGGGACUUGGCAACGUGCUCCCACGUCUACCUCCGAUGUGAUCGAGUCCGCCGGCCCCUGGAACCACCCUACGACGGCCCCUUCCAAAUUAUUUCUCGUGGGACGAAGAAAUUCCGCAUCCGACGCGGCACUCGCGAGGAGGUCGUGAGCGUGGGACAUCUCAAAGCUGCCGUCCCGGACACUCCUCCGGAUGAGCCCUGUGGUCCCCUACCCCCUGCUCCGUCUUCCCGACCCUCUAUCCCUCCGUUCCGUAUACUUCCUCUGCCCUCAUGUCCACAACCCACAACUGAAACUACCCCUUCAUCAACCAACAACACUGUAACCGUGAGCCAUACUCACUCUACUCCUGUGCCCCCAGUAUAUAUCACCCGUAGUGGACGCCAUGUUCAUUUCCUGACCGUUUGA